Salmo salar (Atlantic salmon) is the source of this 821-nucleotide messenger RNA. RefSeq names its product Calmodulin-like protein 4 (gene call4). Lineage: Eukaryota; Metazoa; Chordata; Actinopteri; Salmoniformes; Salmonidae. Gene Ontology annotation, cellular component: myosin II complex. Gene Ontology annotation, molecular function: calcium ion binding. The record is from RefSeq and is marked provisional.
GGCAGGCAGAUGGGUGUGGAGACAGGUGAGGUGAGCCAGUUGCAUUCUAAGAAGAGAGAUCUCUGACUACAGACAUGGCUAAAUUCCUGUCAGGAACUCAGAUCAACGAGUUCAAGGAAUGUUUCUCCUUGUACGACAAGAAGCGCAAGGGGAAGAUUGAAGCCAAGGACCUGAUCACAGUUAUGCGCUGUCUGGGGACAAGUCCCACCUUCGGUGAGAUCGACCGACACCUGCAGGUCCACAAGAUAGAUAAGAAGGGCGAGCUAGACUUCUCCACCUUCCUGACCAUGAUGCAUCGGCAGAUCCAGCAGGAGGACCCCAAGGCGGAGAUCCUGGAGGCCAUGAGGAUGACGGACAAGCAGAAGAAGGGCUACAUCCUGGCCUCAGAGCUCCGGGCCAAGCUCACCAAGCUGGGAGAGAAGCUAACUGAUAAAGAAGUGGACGAGCUAUUCAGAGAAGCCAACGUGAAGUCUAAUGGCAAGGUGCACUACGAGGAGUUCACCAGGAUGGUGACACUACCAUCAGUGGAUUACUGAGGGACAGGACAGGAGGAGAUGAUGUCCUUUAUGACAGGGAAGCAUGGUCAUGGAAGGGACCUGGUUAUGCAUGCACUGAGCAUUACCCAACCACCUCCAUGCACUGAGCAUUACCCAACCACCUCCAUGCUCUUAAUUUAUUGAUCAUCUAGGUUUGUGUCUAUUGUACUCUACUUUCAUUUAUUCAAGUGCAUUUGAUGAAUUAAAUUGGUGUCUUUUGGGGGGGUUAUUUGAGUAGCUGCUGCAUGUGCAAUAUGUAAUGGACAUUAAAAUCAACUAAACUCC